Messenger RNA from Nestor notabilis (Kea), 798 nucleotides. Its product is annotated as histone-lysine N-methyltransferase SETMAR. The annotation marks the transcript as partial. The record is from RefSeq and is a predicted model, not a curated record. Gene Ontology annotation, molecular function: zinc ion binding; protein binding; histone H3K9 methyltransferase activity. NCBI's taxonomy places the organism in Eukaryota, Metazoa, Chordata, Aves, Psittaciformes, Psittacidae. Gene Ontology annotation, cellular component: nucleus. The transcript has a single exon.
UACAGCCCAGACAAUGUGGCUGGAGCAGACGGAGACAUUGACCCCACUGAAAUCACCUUUCCAGGAUGUUUGUGUCACAGCAGCUCCUGCGUGGUUCACGUGUGCUCAUGCCUUUGCCGUGGUGAAAAUUACAACAGCUUGUGCCUGAGGCCUGCAGAGGAAGAGGAGGAGUACACCAGGCCUGUUUUUGAAUGCAAUGCCAUGUGCCACUGUGGUGAAUCCUGUCAAAACAGGGUUGUUCAGAGGGGUUUGCAGUUCAGACUUGAGGUGUUCAAGACUGAGAAGAAAGGGUGGGGUCUCCGUACACUGGAAUUCAUAGCUAAAGGAAGAUUUGUCUGUGAAUAUGCUGGUGAAGUUUUGGGCUUUACUGAGGCACGUAGAAGAGUUCAGGCCCAGACAUCAAAGGAUUCAAACUAUAUUAUGGCAGUGAGGGAGCACCUCCAUAACGGUCAGAUAAUGGAGACCUUUGUUGACCCUACAUACAUAGGUAACAUAGGCAGGUUCCUCAAUCAUUCUUGUGAACCCAAUUUAUUUAUGGUACCAGUUCGAGUCGACUCAAUGGUGCCUAGACUGGCACUUUUUGCAGCUACAGACAUUUCUGCUGGAGAAGAACUUUCCUAUGAUUAUUCUGGAAGAUUCCAUAAUUUACCAGUAAUUGACAGAGAACAAAAAUCCUUAGAGAAAGAAAACAGAUUGAGAAAACCUUGCUACUGUGGUUCCCGCACAUGUGCUUCCUUCUUACCUUGGGACAGCUCCCUCUUUUCCACACCAGAUGCUUGUUCAGGGAGCUCUCCAUAG